AUGGAGGAGUUCCGGCAGCCCCACCCGUUGCCCCUGCCCAGCCCUGGGAACCAGGAGGAAACAGAUGAAAGGACAACCUUGGUCUGUAAACUGAGGAAUAAACAAAGAAUGAGCAAUCUUUCAUCAGCCACUUUUAAUGUUAUCAACUCUAUCAUAGGAUCUGGUAUAAUAGGCUUGCCUUAUUCUUUGAGGGAAGCUGGCUUUCCCUUAGGAGUAUUGCUGCUCUUGGGCGUUGCCUACAUCACAGAUUAUUCUAUUAUCUUGCUGAUUAAAGGAGGGAACCUGUCUGGUGCGAACAGCUAUCAGUCACUAGUCAAUAAAACGUAUGGCUUUAUGGGGUACCUUCUUCUUUCAGCUCUUCAGUUUUUAUACCCUUUUAUUGCAAUGAUUAGCUACAACAUUAUAACAGGAGAUACUCUGGCAAAAGUUUUUCAGAGAAUUCCUGGAGUUGAUCAAGAUAAUUUACUUAUUGGUCGCCAUGUCAUCAUUGUGUGUGUAACCCUCCUCUUCACUCUUCCUCUUUCUCUUUAUCGGAAUAUAGCAAAACUGGGGAAGGUGUCUUUUCUAUCUUUGGUUUUAACGGUCAUCAUCCUGGUUAUUGGGAUUAUAAGAACAGUUACGUUUAGUUCGCAGAUACCCCAAACAGAAGACGCCUGGGUGUUUGCAAAGCCAAAUGCAAUCCAAGCCAUUGGAGUGAUGUCAUUUGCAUUCAUUUGCCACCACAACAGUUUUUUAAUUUACAGAUCUCUGAAGGAACCCACGCUAAGCAACUGGGCUCGCAUCACGCACGUGUCUGUUUCGUUCUCGGUGUUUGUCAGCUUGGUGUUUGCUACUUGUGGAUAUGUGACAUUUAGAGAAUAUACCGAAGGAGACAUAUUCGAAAAUUAUUGCAGAGAUGAUGAUCUUGCUACAUUUGGAAGGUUUUGUUAUGGGAUCACGGUCAUCCUGACUUUUCCAAUAGAAUGUUUUGUUACCAGAGAGGUCAUUGCAAAUGUGUUUUUCAGUGGGAAACUCACAACUGUUUGGCAUGCCACCUUGACGGUCAUCGUGGUGGUUGUAGCGACAGGCAUCUCUUUAGUGUAUGACUGCCUAGGAAUCGUUUUGGAGCUGAAUGGAGUCCUCAGUGCUACUCCGCUGGUCUUCAUUCUGCCUGCAGCCUGUUACCUGAAGCUGUCUGAAGAGCGGUGGACCCAUCCCGAUAGCCUUCUCUCUGGACUCAUCCUGGCUGUGGGCGUGCUAGUGAUGAUUGUUGGCUUUAUUAUGACUAUUUUGCAUCCCCAGGAAUGCGGCCAUGGAAAAGAAAUGCCAUACUGCUUCCCUGGAAAUUCUUCCCUCUACAAUAAUACAAGUCCAUCUUCUCAGUCAAUUCACCAACCCUAA
Eublepharis macularius is the source of this 1380-nucleotide messenger RNA. It is a transcript of the gene SLC38A11, whose product is annotated as solute carrier family 38 member 11. Lineage: Eukaryota; Metazoa; Chordata; Lepidosauria; Squamata; Eublepharidae. Bases 1 to 1380 code for a protein of 459 amino acids. The record is from RefSeq and is a predicted model, not a curated record. Gene Ontology annotation, biological process: amino acid transmembrane transport. The transcript has 12 exons. Gene Ontology annotation, molecular function: amino acid transmembrane transporter activity.